AAUCCAAUAUCAGUAUCCCGGGUCAACCUCUACAAGUAUGUACGGAUUGUCGAUCAUUGCUUCCGAACGAAUCCAAACCCCUUUGACCAACAACGGUACAAAGCUUGGGAAAAUUCCCCCUUUCGGUCUAGCACCAAGCCACAUAUUUGCGUUUAUCCAGAGUGAAUCGCGGGGUACCGCCCUGCCUGGUCGUUCUUGAUCGUCGCAGCGUUGAAUACGAUUGCCGAUAUCAACAGCCGGCCUUGAAUGCUAUACUGACAACAUUGCUUAAGCGAACGCUUCUCAUCGUCGAACUCAAUGGCUAAACGGUAUACACAGGAUGUAUAAGCUGGGUGCCAAAGAGCCGCGGCCCGAUUACCGGUGUCUAAGCUUCGAUGCGUCGAAAGGUCCAAACAGUUAUUGAAAAGCAGAUGAGAAGAACUGGAAAUGUAGAGCAUCAAGUGUUCUGAGAUCCCCUCAGCAUCAACAUGUACACCUCUCUGGUUUGGGCGCUCCUUGGAGCCAGCAGCGUACUCGCGGCGCCGCCUCACCCACCUCACCCGGGCAAAACCGACAGCUACACCAACGUCACCAUCUACGAUCCAGGAAACAAUUCCCAGCCGAGCUACCCGCGGACCCUCGAUCUCAAGGACCAGAGCAUCCUCGCGACAUGGAACAGCUUCAGCGGCUCCGGCGACGCCUUGGCCAUCUAUAGGUCCACGGACAACGGCCACACCUGGAGUCCCUACGGUAGCUGCAAGUCGGACGUGCCAGGCCGCAGACUGGUGCAACCUCACAUGUUGCAGCUGGACAAGAGGUUCGGCAAGAAGUACGAGGGUACCGUGUUGCUGUCCGUCAACGCCUGGGACAGCAAUAGCACGAACAUUGAGCUCUACUCCAGCCGGGACAAUGGCAAGUCGUUCAAGUUCGAGAGCAGGGUUGCCGUCGGCGGACGCGCAAAUACUACCAAUGGUGCUACGCCUGUCUGGGAGCCGUUCCUGUUGCAGCACGAGGACAAGCUCAUCGUCUACUACUCCGACCAGCGCGACCCCAAGCACGGCCAGAAGCUCGCGCAUCAAACGACCCGAGGCACGCUCAACAACUUCGGCCGCGUCAUUGACGACGUCGCCCUGGCCAACUACACCGACAGGCCGGGCAUGACGACCGUGGCAGAGCUCCCCAACGGCCAAUGGAUCCUCACCUUCGAGUACGCCCGCGUCAUCAACGCCGCCGGCGACUACAAGUACCCCAUCUUCUACAAGCUCUCCCGGGACCCGGAUAACUUCACCAAGGAGCCCAUCCACCAGCUCGUCGUCGACACGGGCGCGCAGCCCAAUGGCGGACCCGUCGUCACCUGGACUCCCUAUGGAGGCAAGAACGGCACCAUUGUUGUGUCGGACAGUGACUUGGAGCCCGUGUGGAUCAACCAGGCGCUUGGUCAGGGUAUCUGGAAGCAGUUGAAUGUCCCUGCUGGAGGUGGUUACUCGAGGGAGGUCAAGAUCCCCGCCAACAACGACAAGAACCUGCGCAUCACGGCUGGUGCGUCGUAUGGCCAGGACACGCCGGCAAAGAUCUUGAUCACGCUGAUUGACCUGGAGAAGGCUCUGCCCAAGAAGCAUGGGCAUGACGAUGAUGACGAUGAUGAUGAGUGAUCGGUGUGAAAGCAGUGUUUGUCUACCCGGUACAACGUUGGUCGACAUCCGGCGGCCGAUAGGGCAUAAAAUACCUGCAUAUAAUGAAUGAAAUCUUCACAAGGGACGC
Messenger RNA from Westerdykella ornata, 1740 nucleotides. RefSeq lists its product as uncharacterized. Lineage: Eukaryota; Fungi; Ascomycota; Dothideomycetes; Pleosporales; Sporormiaceae. The coding region runs from base 468 to 1631 and encodes 387 amino acids. The transcript has 4 exons. The record is from RefSeq and is a predicted model, not a curated record.